Messenger RNA from Epithele typhae, 540 nucleotides. RefSeq lists its product as uncharacterized. Gene Ontology annotation, biological process: exon-exon junction complex disassembly. Gene Ontology annotation, molecular function: RNA binding. Gene Ontology annotation, cellular component: exon-exon junction complex; cytoplasm. The transcript is spliced from 2 exons. Lineage: Eukaryota; Fungi; Basidiomycota; Agaricomycetes; Polyporales; Epitheliaceae. The record is from RefSeq and is a predicted model, not a curated record. Bases 1 to 540 code for a protein of 179 amino acids.
AUGUCGAAGCCCGCCAUCAUCCCCGAAACCACCACCGCCGGCAUCGCCGUCGAUCCCCGCACGCUCGAACGCGUCAUCCCAGAGUCCCGCAGGUUGGACGGCACCGUCCGCAAGCAGAUCAAAAUCCGCCCGGGCUUCACCCCGCAGGAGGACGUGCGCCGGUUCCGCGGCACGCGCCAGGCCCAGGCGGACGCGACCACGCUCCCCAAGGGGCACAUCAUCGGCUGGACCCCUCCCUCCGCCGCCGCCUCCACUCCGGGCGCGGGCGCGAGCAAAGCGGGGCUGAGCAAGGCGCAGAAGAAGAACGAGAAGCGGAAAGAGAAGCGGAAAGAGAAGCGCGACGAGAAGGUCAAGGAUAACUGGGACGAUGACGACGACGACGACGACGAGGGCGAAGGCGAGGCGGAGGCGGCUUCGAGCACGGCGACGCCCCCGCGCGAGGGCGCACACACAGCGGAGAAGCCGAACUGGGCGGUCGCACAGAAGGCGGACGCGGCGGAUGCGGUCGCGGACAAGCUGGGUAAGCUCGAGGUGCGGUGA